AAUAGUAUCAUCAUUCUCAUUACAACACAACACAACACACAGAAGAGAGAGAGACCAAAAAAAAAAAGGAGCGGUUACAAAUUCUCUCGUCUGUCACAAGAAAAAUGGAUAUCUGCAUGGACAAGGAGCCAGAUGGUGUGGUGGUCUAUGCGAACGGUGAUUUGUGUAAUCCAAAUCAAGAAAAUGUUUCUGAGCCUCUCUUAGAUUCAGUAUCACGCGAUGAUGCUAAUGUACAUACAGAGCUUCGAUAUGGAGAAGAGAACAUCGAAGUAAACGAAUAUGAUGUUAAGGAGUGUACUAGUGAGAUCCCCGUUGGUAAGCCGAUAGGAGAUGAUUUUGAGUCCAAGGAUGUCACUAAGUCAAGUUUACCUGCAAAGCAUGCUUCAAAAUCAGGUCGGGGGAGUAACAAAACAAGGAACAGUACCGUUCCACAACCGUUUUCUUUAGCGACAGAGAAGCGUGCUUCAUCUACACGUUCGUUUACUAGUGAAUCUCUCGAAUCAGCUGGGUUGAAAAAGUUUCCGGAUGGACAUAGUAAAGUACAACAUCAUGCCACAAAGAUACCUAGGAAACCUUUGCAGCCAAAAAACAAGAAGCUUUCUGAUGAGGAAGAUUCUUGCUCUGUUGCUUCUUAUGCCACAUCCGGUGCAAAGUCUGCUAAAUCAAGAACUAUUGUCACCGCGGCUCCUUCUUUUCGCUCCACUGAGCGUGCCGAGAAGAGGAAGGAGUUCUAUACAAAACUAGAGGAGAAACACCAAGCCAUGGAGGCCGAGAAAACGCAGAGUGAAGCAAGGAACAAGGAAGAAACCGAAGCAGCCUUAAGGAAAUUACGAAAAAGUUUGAGGUUCAAAGCAAACCCAAUGCCAAAAUUUUAUCAUGAAGGGCCUCCCCCAAAGGUUGAACUUAAGAAGGCUCCUCCAACUCGAGCAAAGUCGCCAAAACUAGGGCGGAGGAACACAAAAGAAGGAAACAGAGCAAAAGGAGCUUCAAGGCGGCAUGAAACUCGAAAGACUCUAGUGAUCUCUAAAGAAGACCAUGAUGAUGAAACCACACAAAAUGCUGACCAGAUAAACCAUAUAAAAGUGAACCAAAAUUUGGCACCGGUGACCGCUUUUGCCUGCUAAAGACUCUUUUUGGUCACAACAAACUGAGAGUUAUGUUUCCGUUGUAAGAAUGUGUGGGAUGUUUGUGUUUUUAACUUAUGAUUUGAAGUGUAAAUGUGUGUAAUUUAAUGUUGUUUAUGUCGUGUUUAUGAAUGUGU
Messenger RNA from Arabidopsis arenosa, 1261 nucleotides. Lineage: Eukaryota; Viridiplantae; Streptophyta; Magnoliopsida; Brassicales; Brassicaceae. The record is from the annotation of a GenBank genome assembly.